GCGGUCGUCGCGCUAUGCUUGGUGAUGGCGAGGGAGGUCAGACAGGGCCCUUCGUCCUCCCGCCAUGCCGCCAGCAAGCAAGUUGUGCUGAUGGAGGACAUUGAAUACGUCCCGGUUCGUGUUCCCAGUGACCGUUUCAAGGGAGCCCGGUUGAUGAGUUUGUCCAACAUCAUCGAGCCUGGAAUGUUGACCAUCAACCCGGGAUCGAGCACAGGACUUGGUUCAGUCUCUGGCGAGCAGGGGAAAUGCUUCGCAGACAUCUCGUGUGGGACAGAUUGUGGCAACUGCCCUCAUUGUCACUGCCUGAUGGGAGACGGCCGGGAAGUUGCGUGCGCGUUCGGCAAGUGCAGCUGCGUUGCCCACUGCAAGUGCGCAGCCACGUCGGAGUGCCCGAUGGCCUGUGGGACGGAUUACUCGCCUGAUCUCUGCGGACAGACGAUCUGUCGAGCAGGGAAAUGUUACGAAGCCUUUAACCUACCGAUGAGUGACCCCGAGUGGCGAAUCCGCAAAGCAUGAUCGCAAGGGAAGAGCUUGUUGGCGAGGACGGCCUGUAGGACUGUAAAGUAUCUUUUGGAUUUUUCUCUGCAGGCUCAAUGACUUGGACGACUGUCAAAGAG
Messenger RNA from Guillardia theta CCMP2712, 617 nucleotides. RefSeq lists its product as hypothetical. The transcript is spliced from 9 exons. The coding region runs from base 25 to 516 and encodes 163 amino acids. NCBI's taxonomy places the organism in Eukaryota, Cryptophyceae, Pyrenomonadales, Geminigeraceae. The record is from RefSeq and is a predicted model, not a curated record.